Acanthochromis polyacanthus (spiny chromis) is the source of this 6349-nucleotide messenger RNA. RefSeq lists its product as uncharacterized. Gene Ontology annotation, cellular component: cytoskeleton. Bases 326 to 1984 code for a protein of 552 amino acids. The record is from RefSeq and is a predicted model, not a curated record. NCBI's taxonomy places the organism in Eukaryota, Metazoa, Chordata, Actinopteri, Pomacentridae. Gene Ontology annotation, molecular function: protein kinase A regulatory subunit binding; actin binding; Arp2/3 complex binding. The transcript has 11 exons. Gene Ontology annotation, biological process: actin cytoskeleton organization; positive regulation of Arp2/3 complex-mediated actin nucleation.
GCGCGCUCUCGUGUCCAACGGGCUGCGGCUUGACGCGCAUCAGAUCGACGGACGCUGCCUUGGAAACGACAUAAAUCCGGUCCACGCAGCUGGGUUGCGAGCAGGGACCCAGAUUUGCUCACUUCAAAGCCUCCUCUUCCUCCACCACCACCCCUUCAUCUCUCCAUCCAUCUCUCCAUCCAUCCAUCCAACCAUCCAGCCGUGCGCUCCGAGCCGCGAACAUGGACGCUCUGAAAUGAGGCGCAGAGCAGCAGCGGAGGAGGAGGAAGACCAGAAACCCGAGAGACAGGAGAGAAGGUGAAUCUGCAGCCAGGUGUAGACCAACAUGCCGUUGGUGAAGAGGAACAUCGAGCCCCGGCAUUUGUGCCGUGGAGCGCUGCCAGACGGGGUGACCAGUGAGCUGGAGUGUGUCACCAACAGCACACUGGCAGCCAUCAUCAAACAGCUGGGCAGUCUGAGUCGCCAUGCUGAGGACAUUUUCGGAGAGCUGUUCAACGAGGCCAACAGCUUCUACCUGAGGAUGAGCAGCCUGCAGGAGAGGGUGGACCAGCUGGCCGUGAAAGUCACCCAGCUCGACUCCACGGUUGAGGAAGUCUCCUUGCAGGACAUUAACAUGAGGAAGGCCUUCAAGAGCAGCACCAUCCAGGACCAGCAGGUGGUGUCGAGGACCUCGGUGCCCAACCCGGUGGUGGAGAUGUACCACCGCUGCGACAAGCCUCCGCCGCUCAACAUCCUCAGCCCCUACAGAGACGACAAAAAGGAUGCUCUGAAAUUCUACACUGACCCGUCGUACUUCUUCAACCUGUGGAAGGAGAAGAUGCUGCAAGCCACCGAGGACAAACGCAAAGAGAAGCGGCGGCAGAAGGGCUGUCCGGCCCACCCCGACAGGCCCCACUCCAGACAGGCCCCACCCAGGAGCCCCCUGUCCAUCUCUGAGCAGCAGAGGCAGGUUGAAGAUCCAGGAAGAGAGGUGAAGAAGGUGCGUAAAGCUCGAAACCGACGCCAGGAGUGGAACGUCCUGGCCUACGAUAAGGAGUUCAGACCAGACGCCAGGCUCACCCCGUCCCCCUACCACGGCAUGUCCUCCGAAGGCUCCCUGUCCCCAGAUAGCAGAUCCAUGGCGUCCGACUCCUACCCAGCCAGCCCCAACCACCCCUCCACCCAGGCCCCCAGCGCCGCCCACCCCACCGACCACCACGCCAGGGACCACCUCAGCGCUGCAGCCCAGACCCAGUCACUGGACCGGGGCCUGCGGCCGGUCAACCAGCCCCCUGCUGGGGCGGCGGCCGGAGGUCGGCAUGUGGCCUCACUGGGCAGGACCCCCUCAGGACACGGGGUCCAGGCUGGAGGAGAUCCCACGGUUAACGGGCCGAGGCAGCCGUCGGUUAAGGACUACCGGGCCGGGCACGGCGGUCAGCCCUCUACCAUCCCAGAGUACUACAUCCCGCCGGCGCCUCCCCCUCCUCCCCCCACCAUCCCCUCUGCCCAGACGGCCUUCGACUCCACCACAGCUCCGCCCUCCGCCGCCGCCUCCGCCGUCCCCCCGACCUCCUCCACCCUCUCCCGCCCCUACUCCCCCUCCCCUCCUCCUCCCCCGGCCAACUACGUGCCCUCCCCCUCCCACCCACCUUCAGGCGCUCCCCCCGCCGCCCCUCCGCCUCCCCCUCCCGGGGCCCCGGCGGGACACCCUGCCCACCCAUCCCCGCCGCACGCCGCCGUCGGACAGGCGGCGGUGGACGCGGCGCCCUCGGCCAGGAAGUCCACCAUGCUGGGGAUGAUCCCGAUGAGCGACGCCCGCUCCGACCUGCUGGCCGCCAUACGUAGAGGUAUCCAGCUGAGGAAGGUCCAGGAGCAGAGGGAACAGGAGGCCAAGCGGGAACCGGUCGGCAACGACGUGGCCACCAUCCUGUCUCGUCGCAUCGCCGUGGAGUACAGCGAGUCCGACGACGACUCGGAGCUGGACGAGAACGAGUGGUCCGACUAAGUGGUGAAAAAGGAAAGAGAACGAGGGAGUGAUGGGGGCUUGGUGGGUGGAGAUCAGCGUGAGGGGGGAGAAAUGAGAGACCGAGGUGUAAAUGAAGGGAUCUGAUCAGUUUUAAAUGUUCAUCAUUGACAUUUUAACACCAGAGUUCAGUAAAAACCAAUCAUCGACCUGUUGCAGCCUGUCUGAGCAACAGGUCCGUUGUUUCAGUUUGCUUGGUUGCCCCUGACGACGCCUAUUCUCGAGCUGAAACCCCGGAGGUUCUCACGUCUAAACCGCUCUGGGGCGUUCGGCGCAAUUAACAUUUCAACACCCUCCCGCCCCAUCUGCUCAUUUCUAACCUCCGCCGCCGAGCCGUGAAAAACAAACGCCCCGACUUCUCUCCAUUCAUAUUUGUGUGGUAAUUAUUAGCAAUACUCCGAAGCUGUAGGUAGGCUGCCCCCCGGUGAGGACGUGGGAGGGCGAUGUGUUUACAGAACACAUGGUAUAGCACAAGAAAAACUAAUUACAGUGCAAUCUUAACUUAUCUGCCAAAUGUUGAGAAAGAAUCUAUGAAAACAAGUCAGGGUAAUCAGGGAAAUAAAUAGCUUAUUAGCGGCUCGCUCUGCUUCGCCCGGUGACGCCUGUUUACGAAAACGAUCUCCUCAUGGGAUGCCAACCUUUCGGGAGUUUGGAUCGCUGGUUAUUUUAGCAGACAGUAAAAUGAAUAUUAUUUCUGUGUAAUGAACUCUAGCUGCUGUGUGGGCGGCAUGUUGGUAAAUUUACUGAUUCCCACCGUGAUUUUCAUGUUUCAGCCUGAUGGGUUUGGUUAAAAAGUGCUCUUCAGAUGUACUUUUAAUUUGUUACGAUCUUGUUUAGUAGAUUUCCAGCACAGACCAUUGAGUUCACAGAGGAAGUGAGCAAAGUUGGCAAAAUCUGCAGUAACUUUGUCACUGAUUUCUAAUAGACUCCUCAAUUUACUCACCAUUUCUAACUCAUUUUGUAAUUGUAUUCUGUCCUUUUUAACACAUUUCGAGUCCGUUUCAACAGGUCUGAAGUCAUUCUGGACCAUUUUCACAAAGUUCUGACCAAUUCUCAAGACAAUUCAGACUUUUAUUUAGUAUUUAACGUUUAAUUUAUUUUGAACAUGUAUUAUGUCUUUUUUUUCACAAUCUGAGCCAUUUGGCACCAUUUUAGCUCAUUUUUGACCAUUUUUAAGUCAGGUCAGACUUUUUUUUAUUCAAUAUCAAACCAUGUUUGAUUCAUUUUGGACAUUUUAGCUCAUUUUAAACUAUUUCUAACUCAUUUUGGACAUUUAUUAAAUAAUUUUCCACACAUUCUGAUUCAGUUUCAACAGGUUUGAAGUCAUUCUGGACCAUUUUUGCACAUUUCUGACCAGUUUUAAAGACAGUUCAGACUUUUACUUAGUAUCAAACAUUAUUUGAUUCAUUUUGAAUGUGUAUUAUGGCAUUUUUUUUAAUGUAUUUUAAGUCAUGUUGAACAAAUUCUGAGUAAUUUUGGACCAUUUUAGCUCAUUUCUGACCAGUUUUAAUUCAGUUCAGACUUCUUUUUAUUAAUUAUCAAACCAUGUUUGAUGCAUUUUGGACCAUUUUGGCUCAUUUUGAACUAUUCCUAGCUCAUUCUGGACGUGUAUUAAAUCACUUUUCCCAAAUUUUGAGUCCGUUUCAACAGGUCUGAAGUCAUUUUGCAACAAGUCUGAGUUUUAAAGGAAUUCAUUUUUGGAUCAUUCUAAUUUUUUCAUGCCAUAUACAAAGUGGUUGUUUAUAGUUUUGCUUUUCAGGACUGAUAGUGAGUAUUAGGAAUCAACUAAACCGCUGUUUAUUAGCAAGUGAUCUGUAUUUGGUGUAAAAAUACACAUCUUGGUAGCUACGAUAAGACAAGUUCCAACACAGAAUUAUUUUUUUCAAAACAUGUGUCCUUUAAAGCCAUUAGAGCCAAAGUUGUGUAUUUUGAUAUGAGUUUAGUUUGUCAGAAAUCUUUUUUUAAAUAACGUUACUGAUCGUCACCUCAUAUUCUCAUACAUAACUAAAGAGGUUCCCUCGCAUAUAAGAAGAAAAAAAUGGCCGUUUCUCAGCUGAAUACAAUUCAGUAUACAUUUAUGUGACUAUUCCUGAUGUAAACAAACCUUCAACAGCGUUAGAAAACAGGAGUUAUUCGGCUCACAGCUCUGUUUAAUGUGUUUAAUUGAAAAUCUAACAAGCAAUUAAGUGAUAAGAGAAAGCUCCAAUCGUGUUUACGAUAUGGUUUGUCUGAAAUAUGAAUGUUUUUACAUCAUUUAAUUACAACAGAAAGUCUAAUUAACAUCAAAAUCACACAAUUUACAUGCUCAGAGUAGUGGUUAUACAUUAUAUUAUCUCUUUUUUUGUUUAAUUUGCUCAUUUAAGAACUUUGUGAAGCUCUUGGAGCUUAAAAUGUCCUGUUAGCUGUGUACGUAAAAUAAUCAGAAAGCCAAACUCCCAACGGUCGGUGUAGUUCUCAGACUUUAUCCUUUGAGGUAGUUUUUAAUGAAACUGUGAUGAAAGACGCCACCCAGCCAGGAAUCAGCUGCUUUGGGAGGAAAAAACGAGCGCCAGCAGCCUUGUCGGAGUUCAGCGAUCAAACUCGGCCUCCAUAUCGCAGCGUCGAACAAAACAAGCCGAAGAGCUUCUGCCAUUGUUCGGUUUCUAUUAUUUCUAGUUUAUUUCGUAGUCGUUCAUAACAUUUCAGCCAGUGACUGUGUGCCGUGGUCUUAUAUAAACGCUUCCACACUUAACCACCGUCGGAGCCGCUCUCACAAAGCUCGGUCGCCCCGCCGCCGCCGUCUGUGGAGGCUUUGUGAACGCAGCCCCUGGACUAUAAAUACAUCCGUGUAAGAGACUUGCAACAGUAAUAUACAGUAUAUUAUCUCUUCUCUCUUUUCAGUAUAGGUUUGGCUAAUCCUCAGUAUGAACUGAUUGGACUGUAGUGUUUUUAUAAUGUGCUUUUUCUUUUUGAAACGUGCUGCGGUGAGUUGUUCACUUUGGUUUAUUUUAAGGUUUUCUAACUGUCAAGGCCAGGACGGAGGUAACUAGUGUCAGAGAAGCCGGCUAAAGGAAGAUUUUAAACUAUUCUUACUCUAUUUACCAGGGGAAAAAAACAAUUAAAAAUCACAAUUGAGCCAAAGCAAAUGUCCCUUGAAAACAACAUUCAUACAUUUAAUUUAAAAAAUUUGGAAGAUUUUGCAACUUUUUUCAUUGAAAGUGGAGUGCUAUGUAUCCUUUUGGUGGCCUGCAGCAAAGAUAUUCCCCCAUAUUUAGAUUUAAUUAGAGCAAAACUUUCACUGAACAGUUUCUGAUACUAUACUUACUUACUUUAUUAUACGUCGCCUAAAUGACAUUUUAACCCCAUUUUCUUCAGUUAAGUAAAUCACUAAAUUUACACCCUGCUUCGGGUUCAUUUAUAGCCAAGAAAGUGCUGUUUUUUGCCCACUUUUAAACAACAUAUCUAUGAAUUUAUAUGCUGGACAUUAUUGUAAUUAAUAAUAAUGACAAACUAAACCAGGAGAAUCCAGAGAGCAGGCGUCUGCUACAUAUCUGACACUGUUUUGACUGCUUAUUUGUUCAGUAAUUGUGUCCGUAUUGGCUUAUUCCAGGUGAUUUUGAAAGGGAUAGGGCCUCAAAAAGUGGUUAUUUUGUUGUUGUAUAUAAACACGAUAGCUGACACAACAACUGCACUCUGUGGAAGAAUACAAAUCACACCGGCUUUAGGGACUGGACGGGUUCUUGCGAUUCUCCCUGAUUGUUUAGAAAAAGGUUUUAAAGAACUGUGCCAAGACCUGCGUUUGUGGACGUUAUUAUUGAAGCAAAAAAAUAAAAAACAAAAAAAGCACAUAUGAACUGCAGAGUGUGGACUUGCCACAGACCUGGAGGUUGAGCUAUGCUAACGGUGACCCGGGUCUGAUUGCUCUGAUCGUUUAUUCUAUGGUUGUGUUGUUGUGCCGGAGCCAUAGAUAUACUCAAAUUUUCCCAGCAUCUGUGGAUCGGAGCGACUCAUGAACCUCCAGCGUCUAAGAAUGUAAAGCUCCCGUCUUCUCUUGACGUUCCGCCAACGCACCGGUCCACUCACGAAUUUCCAUAUUAGCGACGACCAAACAAAGUGUCGUAUCUCUGAUCAGUCGUACCUUGUGUAUCUAUGGCUACUGGCUCGUAAGAAAACUUCAUUAUGUGUUGAAAAUGUGAGAAAUGAAUCAUGUUGUAUAGACUUUUGGUAAGGCAGCCUGUAAAGUAAAAUACAUUUGGGGUAAUAUAACCUAGACAAUGAAACAAAAAUAAAGCUGUGUAUUGCACACUAAAAUCAACUGUAAGCAAGUAUGCAUGUAACUAUAGACAAUAAAUGGUGAACAAAACUCUA